AUGCGCAAAGCCAUUGCUCUCUUGGCCCUCGCGGGCUCUGCUGUGGCUAGCCCUUACAACAAUGCCUUGAAUGUCACCACUCCAGCAAAGUCCUCGGCACCUGGGACUCCGUCAACCUGGCCUGGUUCGGGGGCUUCGACUUCUCAUUCAUCUGGGUCUGGUUCAAAGACUGAGACUCGGUCGACUUGGCCUGGUUACUCUACUCCCCAGUCUUCGACAGUUGCCGUCUCUUCUUCCUCCAAGUCUCCCCAGUCAUCACCUAUUGCCGUCUCCUCUUCCACUCGCUCUCUGGCAAUCUCCACCCCAAAGCAAACUUCUCCUGGUGUGAGCACGCCUGCCCAGUCCAAAGGCCCUAGCGCUAGCGGCAGCAAGGUCAUGACCGAGAAGGACGUUAUUUCUACCUACACCACCAUCUGUCCAAUCACCACCACCACCACCAGCAUAGCGACGACCACUGCCGUUGUAACCUUGCCUUGCGCCGUGUGCCCUGGUGGCACCACCACGAGCCAGACCACGAGCAUCUAUACCACCAUCUGCCCUGUUACGUCGGGCACGACAACCUCGGUGGUUACCACGACGUACAAGUCUACGAUCGAGGUUACGACUUCGAUCACCAAGUCCUCCGUUCCGGUGUUGACUCCAAUCACGAUCAGCACUCCUAACCCGUCGCCUGCCCCCGUCUCUUCUCGCCAGACGACGACUACGACGAGCGUGAUCCCAGUCCUCACGCCUUCGACCAUCUACCAGACGCAGACUUUGACCAAGCCGUGCUCUUCUUGCCCGGGUUCCACUACCCAGGUCACCACUGUUGUUCCUACGGUUGUUCCUGUCACGCCUAUCCAGAUCACCACGCCCAAGGGCACGCCCGUUCCCCAGCAGUCGACUGUCUACCAGACGCAGACUCUGACGCAGCCGUGCUCUUCUUGCCCAGGUUCCACGACUCAGAUCACUACUGUUGUUCCUACGGUUGUUCCUGUCACGUCUGUCCAGGUCACUACGCCUAAGGUUGGAACGACUACGAACGUGGUUCCUGUUCCUCAGCAGUCGACGAUCUACCAAACCCAGACUCUGACCAAGCCCUGCUCCUCUUGCCCGGGGUCUACUACUCAGGUCACUACGGUGGUGCCUACAGUCGUUCCCGCCACGUCUGUCGUCCAGGCCACUUCGCCCAAGACAACUACUUCGACCAAUGUGGUGCCUGUGCCUCAGCAGUCGACUAUCUACCAAACGCAGACUUUGACAAAGCCCUGCAGUACUUGCCAGGGCUCGACUACGCAGGUUACUACGGUCGUGCCGACA
Aplosporella prunicola CBS 121167 is the source of this 1299-nucleotide messenger RNA. RefSeq lists its product as uncharacterized. Lineage: Eukaryota; Fungi; Ascomycota; Dothideomycetes; Botryosphaeriales; Aplosporellaceae. The annotation marks the transcript as partial. The record is from RefSeq and is a predicted model, not a curated record. The transcript is spliced from 2 exons.